CCAUUCCACUGGUCUCAUGUUGCUAAGCCGUGUUUGGUGAGCUCCGCCAACGCACCUGCUUUCUGGACGUGUCCUGCCGAUGGUGACCUUGGGAAUGCCUCACUCUCUGCAUAUGUACUUUUCCAUGUCUGGGCCCGUCCUGACAUAAUCAUACAAGCUGGACAACAAAAGAAAAUCGCUAUUUCCAACCAAAUGGAACACAUUCGGUGCUCUCAGACCUUGAGAUUAGUUUCGCAAAUGAAAGAUGUGUUCCUCAGAGUCCCUAUCCACCUCACAAGGCUGCUGAAAACUCUUCGACAUCCCACGACCGGUUUCGCCCUACUUGGGGCUCAUCAGACUGACUGUGACAAGUACAAUCAUUUGCAAAUCAAUUUGGUUUUCACGGGAGACUCGAGUGAAUCUCUUGUUUAUGGUAGGCGCAGUUCAGCCCCAUUCCACUGGUCUCAUGUUGCUAAGCCGUGUUUGGUGAGCUCCGCCAACGCACCUGCUUUCUGGACGUGUCCUGCCGAUGGUGACCUUGGGAAUGCCUCACUCUCUGCAUAUGUACUUUUCCAUGUCUGGGCCCGUCCUGACAUAAUCAUACAAGCUGGACAACAAAAGAAAAUCGCUAUUUCCAACCAAAUGGAACACAUUCGGUGCUCUCAGACCUUGAGAUUAGUUUCGCAAAUGAAAGAUGUGUUCCUCAGAGUCCCUAUCCACCUCACAAGGCUGCUGAAAACUCUUCGACAUCCCACGACCGGUUUCGCCCUACUUGGGGCUCAUCAGACUGGCUGUGACAAGUACAAUCAUUUGCAAAUCAAUUUGGUUUUCACGGGAGACUGGAGUGAAUCUCUUGUUUAUGGUAGGCGCAGUUCAGGUAGGCGCAGUCCUCGAGUCUCCGUCAACCUCAUGUUCUACCUGGGCUGUCGAAGGUCGCUCACUGGAUCGCGAGGCUUGUCUUUUUCUCACACUCACAAACACGUCGCAUUAAGCUGGCCCAUCGGACAUCGAUUGUCUGCACCGCCUAGUCAGCGCAGCAACCACUCAUGUGCCGACGCGCCCACAUACACGCACUGGGACCUACAUAAAGGCAAACCGAACCCAGUCAAGACACACAGACUCGCGCGCGCGCAGGGAGCAGGACGUCAACCUCUCCACAAGUCCACGGACAACCAUGGAUCUAACUGCGGAGAAAAACACGUUCCCGCCGUCCGGACUUCCACCAAGGGACUCUCGCAUCCGAUAAGUUCCCUUUUUGACUUGCUCCCAUUUCACAUUGUAUUUAUUUUUAUACAUGUCGCAACCAUACAAAAACUUCUAUUAGUGCACAUUCACCUUCUGAUUUGUACUAUGACUAUCGUCACCUGUGCACUAAUAUGCAGCACAUUCAGU
Molecule: messenger RNA, 1371 nt
Organism: Opisthorchis viverrini
Lineage: Eukaryota; Metazoa; Platyhelminthes; Trematoda; Opisthorchiida; Opisthorchiidae
Exons: 10
Source: RefSeq, a predicted model, not a curated record